Molecule: messenger RNA, 3876 nt
Organism: Tricharina praecox
Lineage: Eukaryota; Fungi; Ascomycota; Pezizomycetes; Pezizales; Pyronemataceae
Exons: 1
Coding region: 252-3860 (1202 amino acids)
Source: RefSeq, a predicted model, not a curated record
CAGUCUGGCCCUCCCUGCAAUUACCCUGCGCGCCCUGCCGGUGAGCCUUGCGGUGCGCUGACGCCUAGACACACAACAUGUCUCCUCCUCUGGCCCCAUCCCUCGAGACGACUACAUCCUGCCUACUAUUCUACGUACCACCACCACCAUCAUCACCAUCACCACCACCUCCGAGACUGCAAUGCGGCGAAUGUUCCUGCCACACUCCUACUCGCACAUAAACUGACUGUCGUACGCGCACGAUCCGAUCCAUGACUACGAAAUCGCACAGGCGCCGGUGGAGCCUCUUCGGCGGCAGCCCGCCAACACCACCACCAAUGCCAGCGCCGGACUCACAAUCACCGAACCAUAACCAGAACCAGAGCCAACCGUCGACCUCCGCGAGGAAGACACUGACGAAGCGGCCUUUCGACAGCCGAGGGAACUCCCCGCCUGUUGCUGCAGGAGGCCCGUCGGGAACGCGAGACCUGUCCACACUGGCCGAAGAGGAAGAGGACAGGGACAAAGGGAGGUUUUUGGGAAUGCGGCUGUGGAGAAGGGGGGAUACUAAGGCGGCUUCGGCGGAGAGUGUUGUUCCGCAAGCGGUGGAUGGCGCGCAUCCGGACGCCGCAAGGGCGAUUGCGUCGACGACGAUGACGCAUGGACAUGUCGUACAUGGGAAUCCGCAGGAUACGACCGAGCCCCCGCCGGCGACGGUGGUGACUUACGAUGAGGACGCGGGUUGGACACGGACGAUGGCGUCGCAACCCCCCGCCUCCGCGCCGCUGCCGCCGACGUCUCUCGCGCCUGAAGCGAGCGCCUACAUGGCGUCCAUGGCAGACCUCGCUAGGAGAUCGUCCUCGACCGCACCGGCUGCCCCGCAGGUACCGUAUUCGCAGCAGAAUCGACGGAGAUGGUCCGAGACUCCGGCUUACUUGGGACCGGCGGUGCCCGUGGAAAUAGUUGCGAUGCCAGAUGUCACACAGUACAUACCGCCGCGGCAGCGGAAACUGCAACCACCGUCGCUGGUCCCGCUGGCGGAGGGUCCCGUUCAACCGGGUAUGCCGCCGCGCAGACCACCACAGAUUCCGCCGGCGGGCACUCCUAUGCCAUCCCGACCGGUAAGCAUCGUAGAUGCUCCGGUGGUCUCGACCGUUCCACUUCCGCCCAACUUGGUAUCCCAAGCGAGUGAGCCAAUAGUUCCGAGGGUUCCGUGGCCAACAGAAGACCCAGCGAUACCGGACCCAUAUCUUAUUUCCCGCGCGACCGAGCCAGUGAUUCCAACCUACGACCGGCCGCCUUCGACUGGACCCAAACCCUCUCUAUCGCCCGCUUUCAACAUCGCUCCACCACCCCUCCCCAACAACUCUCUGCCCAACUCGCAUGCCCGGCGUCACACAUGGGUAAACAUACGUCCGGUUCUCGCCGACCUCCACGAGGAGCAUGCGCACGAUGCAUUCAGGGUGGAUACACAGUCCCGAAGGCGACAACCUUUCCUCGACGCCCACAUGGAAGAGCAGGACCCCCGACAUCACGCACCUGGAAACACAACCCCAACGCGCAAUUCGCUCGACAGCGGCCGAGGCACCAGUCAAACAUCGACACCAAAAAGUGCGAACCGUCGGCACAGCAUGACGUUGGACAGCCCCGGCGGAUCUCUCGCGCAGCCACAAGACGAGCGGUGGGCGCAGGAACAAGAUGAACGGCGCGCGCAGAUGGAAGGAUUCGGAGAGCUGCCCAAGUCCACAGCUCGGGCUUCCGUUCCGAUGCCGGCGUUUGCCGUGGGCCCGCCGGUGGCCGUGUCCAGACCCUGGGAGCCGGAGCUGGGACCACUGACGUUCCACGGAAAGAGGUUGGAAACUACACCACUCGCCCGAUCCGCCUCGCAGAUUGCACGCCCGGCAGAGCUGCAUUCCGAUCAUAUCCCCGCUGUGCGCAUAGGGAAUGAGGCUGUCCCUUCAGCGCUGAUUCCUGGCCGCCACAAUAAACGGAGGGAAGCGACCGAGGUGAGGAUUGAGGAUGUGAGGGCCCCAGAGACCCCGCAUCCGCUGAACCGCGAGGAUCUGGCUACAGCCGAUCUCGAGGACGCGGUACCGUCGGUGAGGGAAAAUAUCACCCGGAGGCAAACGGAGCCCGUGCCGAUAUUACCUUCGCAGUCGGAAGUUGGGAGAAGUGUCCGGCCAAGAGCUGUCACUAGCGUCACUAUGCCACCUUCCCUCACAGUCAUACCACCGUCUCCGCCGGCACCUGUCACUCCUACUUUUGCCCCGGAACUGUAUGGGCGGCAUUCCGAGGAGCAGAGCAGUCUGGGACAAAUGGUUCAAGGAGGUUUAGGGGCAUCAUCAUCUUCGACUGUUCCGCACGAAGAGUCCAUGACAGAGACUGCCACCCAGGAAUCAUCUCCGCAAUCCCGCAUCGUGAGCAGAUCUGGAUCUCCUAUGGGACCUGCACCGGCCGUACCGGUCUACACUCCGCCGCCUGCACCACCACCACCGUCCCUUCCACCGAUAACACCGCCGACUCCAGGCACUCCCUCCACUGCUACCUGGACUAGCGCUUCGAGUUCGGUGGAGGAUCUUUUAUCACUGGAACCUGCGCCUGUGCUUGUGCCUCCGGAACGAGCUCCGCCCCCACCCCCGAUGGUGGAUGCGGAACCAUCGCCCCCUCUGACACCAACGAAACCGCCGCCCAUGGUACUGACGAGGACAUCGCCUGUUACGAGUUUCGUCAUGGAGCCUCCCGCCGUCGAAACGUUUGCGCCGAAAGUGGUGACCCCAUCCGCGCAGACCCCUGCACCUCCGACCGCAGGCCCCCCAUCCCCUCCUACCAGGGCGCCCCCGCUCCCCCCAAACAGGGUGCCCCCACCCCCUCCCACUAGGGCACCGCCAGCUCCACCUCCACGUCGCGGUACUCGCAGAAAACUCCUGGCAACACCUGAAGUCACCUCGCCAACCAAGACACCACUGGAUGCUACUCAGACCACAUACCCGCUGCCUUCUAGGCCUCCCCCACCGCCACCUUUACCACAUAAACAAUCAAGCACAUCACCAUCACCAUCCGCCACCCCAACCCGAAAACCUUCAGCAGCCCCGUCAACCCCCUCCCCAACCUCCCCACCUGCUCCCUCACCCCCACCGCGCCCACCCGCAAUAACCGUCCCACUGCAACUCUACCCAGUCGGAACGUGGCCCUCGGCCCCCCGGCUCCCAGAAUCGCCAGCCCUGCCCCUACCCAUAUCCAAUCCCACCAAUCUCACCAAUCCCGCCAGUCCCACCAGUCCCACCGACCCCACCGCGCCCCCACCGCUCCCGCCAAAACCACUCCCCUACCUCUGCAAGCACUCGGCAGAAGAGCCAACCGCUACAGAGCUCGCUGCUGUCAUCGAUACGUUCGCGCCCCCGUCGCCGAUGUCGUUCGGGGGCUCGAGUGAUGGCGGGUAUCACUCACGCUCUCGCGGUAACUCUCACUCGCGGUGUAAUUCGGGUUCGAGCGGGGAUAUACCGCCACCGCCGCCGCCGACAGCACAAAUGGGGGCCGAGUUACCGGCGGAGACGUUGCAGGUGCUCCCGUUCCGCGGUGCGGCGAAUGGAAGCGCGAACGGGAAUAGGAACGCGAAUGGGAACGGGAAUGGGAACUCGCACGGCAAUAGCGGCGAUCGGUACCACCCCCACCCGCAGCGGAAGACGAGCAGGCGCACGCGGCUGCGGAAUGCGCUUGCUGAGGCGAAUGCUGGGCAGGAUGGGCUCGUGCAGGGUGAGGGGGAUGGUACGAAUGUGGUCCUGGGGCAGGCGGGACAGGAGCGGGUGGGGCAGGAGCGCCCGGUUAGGAGGGAGAUGACUGUUGGACGGAAGGCGGUGGGUGGGAGUGGGAGGGGGGUGUAAUACGUGAGGACUGGGG